Paramuricea clavata is the source of this 1767-nucleotide messenger RNA. NCBI's taxonomy places the organism in Eukaryota, Metazoa, Cnidaria, Anthozoa, Malacalcyonacea, Plexauridae. The record is from the annotation of a GenBank genome assembly.
AUGGUUCCGGCCGUCGAAAAAAUCCUGGAACAAUUUCGAGAAAGAUUCGGACGAUACCCAAAAGUCGUUCAAUUCGACGAAGGGAAAGAAUUUUACAAUAACGGAGUUAAAGCGUUACUGGAAAAACAUGACAUUCAUAAUUUUUCGACGCUACUAACUGGAAAAAAAGCAGCCGUCGUCGAAAGAUUUAACAGGACGUUAAAAACAAGAAUGUGGAAAUAUUUUACCGAACAACAAUUUACGACAAAGUCAAGAAAAUGGAUCGACGUCUUGGAUAAUUUUGUUGCAUCGUAUAAUCAUUCGAAACAUCGUACGAUUGGAAUGAAACCUGCCGAUGUGAACGAAACCAAUAAAGAUAAAGUCUGGGUUAAACUUUACGGUUAUCCCUUAUCUCACUUUCCAGAACCAAAAUUUAAAGUCGGAGAUCGUGUCCGAGACCAAAUCUAUCGCGACACUUUUGUGAAAGGAUACACUCCGAAUUAUACCGACGACGUUUACGUCGUGUCGGAAGUGUUUCGCGGUGAUCCGAACAUGUAUAAACUCAUCGAUCCCGACGAUGACGAUCGCGAAAUUCAAGGAAGAUUUUACGAACAUGAAUUAUCAUUGGAUCUAAGUGGUAAAUAAACUAGUCAUAAUUUAGAUGAUGACUUGUACAAAACGGAAUUGGAUAAUUUGGAUCGACAGGACGACGAAGUAUGGUUAACAGAUUUUAAAAGACAGAAUGAAAAUGAUAGGUAUACAAAAAGAAAAAAACAGACCAAUUCCCUGUAUACGACUGGAUCUUCUGCCGGUCUGAAAUCUGAAUAUGUGAAAAAACUUUUUAAAAAUGAAUACCGACUAAGUCCAAACGACGGUCCGAAUUCCAAAGACUUUUUUUCCAGACUAAAUAUUAUCGACGGAUACUGGCUGUCAUUUGAUAAUAUUAAAGUCGCUUACAUCGAAAAAAAUGGGGAAUACUCCCUAUCCACAAGCAAAAAUGUAACGAUCAUACAAAGUCAAAAAAAUUUUAGAACCGCCUUUGAAAAAGCAACGGAAGAACAUCAAAAAACACUUGUCAGUAUUACAGAAGAAGAAGUUCCAGAUGGAAAUCUUCACGAUGAUAUUUCAGAUGAUGUGCGUCAUGAAAUUCACAAUGAAAAUAUCGAUGAUAAUCUUGAAUUUCACGAACGGGUUUUACAGUUUCAUCGCGAUGGUAAAUUCACCGAACAGGAAGCGAGGGAACUGGCUGGAAUUACCGUUCCCAAAGGACAGCCUGACGAACGGAUUAAGUUUUUAAAAAUAGAACGUCAAAAACUUAAAACAGAUUUCGAAACUGAAUCCGAUCCCGAACGUCAAGAUAUUUUUCGCGAAGCGUUAGAAAUUAUCGAUCAAAAUAUCGACGAUGCGAAAUUAGAAAUGCGGGAACGUCCCGAAUCCGAAGAAGGCGUGCAUCGUGUCCGGGAAAAAGUUCGCGAGGAUGUACGAACGAGAUUUGAAAAAUUUAAAGUCUGGGCCAGAGAAAAUUUAGGAGUUUUAUCUGCGAUCGCUAUUUCCAUCGCGGGAAUUAUUACGACUGUCGUCGUUGCCGGAAAAAAGACGUUGGUCGGUGCUGCAAGAGGGGUGGGUGAAGUUGGAAAAGCAUUGGCAAAAGUCGCAAAAGCUGCACUUCCCGUUCUCGUUCCGAUCCUGAAUAUGCUAGCGACUAUUCUGAAAUGGGGAGCAAAAGGAAUAGAAUUUCUUGCAAAAAAUCUAUGGAUUCUUGUCAUUCUCAUUGCAGGAUACUUGUAA